AUGGACGGGGAGCAGGCGGCGCGGUGGGCGGCGGCUCAGGAGGGGGUCCCCGUCGGGGCGGACCUUGUCGCGGCCGCGCUGCGGCAGCUGCAGUUCCUCGCGGCGGUGGACCGCCGCCGCUGGCUCUACGACGAGGGCCCGCUGCUCGACAGGGCCAUACGCAGGUACAAAGCAUGCUGGCUUCCCCUUCUUGAUAAGCACAGUAAGGCUGCGGUUGUAGAUGGGCCAUUGGUUGUUCCUCUCGAUUGUGAGUGGAUUUGGCACUGCCAUCGGCUUAACCCGGUUCAGUACAUAAGGGACUGCAAGAAAGUAUAUGGUAGAAUACUGAACAAUAACAAUGUUGAGUCGUCCACUCAAACAAAAUCAACACUUCAGUCAGAAAAGAUUUGGAAAGAGUUGUAUCCUGAGGAGCCUUUCGAAUUGGCGUUCACAAGAACCUCUGACAUUGCCAUGGAUGUGAACCUUGGAGCUGCAGAGGACAUCACCUAUGAUCUGGUCUCUGCUGUUAAGAGACAAUCCUCUUUCUAUUAUCAGGUUGGAACACCAACAAUGCAUGAUCCACGGUUUCUCCAAGAAGCUCUAGCUCGAUACAAGGCAUUUCUGUACCUGAUCAAGAUGAAUCAAGAAAAAGGAUUGCAACGCUUCCGUGUACCGACCUACGACGUGGAUCUCUUGUGGCACACUCACCAGCUGCAUCCUGUUACCUACCGCAACGACAUGGUGAAGCUUCUUGGAAAAGUUCUGGAACAUGAUGACACCGAUGCUGAUCGAUCUGAAGGAAAGAAACUCGAUGUUGGAUUCACCGAGACUACUGAACAGUUUGAGAGUACCUUUGGUGUAAGAUACUGGAAGGCUGGAUGUAUGUACCGUGGCAACAUGCCAUCUCCUGUGACAUCCACUCCUCAGAUAUUAACUACUGAGGUUGGUACGGGGUCUGACAUCUGCAAAGCUCAGAAGGAUCUUAAUGCCCUUGAUAUAACAGCUGUAGAGUUAUAUUUACAAAUUGUGGACAUCAAGAAUUUGCCGUCUGCUGUUCGAAAAGAAAAUGUGUAUGUACGGUUCACCAAGAAUCAAUCAGAUAUGUUUAUCAGUGACGGCGGCAGGUUGGAUAUUUCAACAGUUACAGGGAAGAACACCGGAGUUUGUUUACAGUGUGAACCUACCGGAGAACUCAUUCUUGCAGUAAUGGUUGAUCAGGCAUCAAAGAAACCAGAACCAAUAGGCAAGGUUUCUUUCCCACUGCACGAUUUGAUAGGGCCUGAUUCUAAGCUCUCCUUCGAGAAGUGGUUUGAACUGAAAACUAAUGGUGGGCAUGCCACUUCCCCUCCUGUCAGUCUUCGUGUUGCAGCUUCUGCUACUGUCCCAAGCAGCGCUCAGAAGGUGUUCAGCAUGGUCAGGAUGGAACCUUUCUCUCUCAAGUCGUGUCUUCUGCCACAUUCCAUCAAGGAUCAGAACAUGAGCAGCUGGACUCGUUUUGUAUAUGAUUGUGGUACCGAGCUUAUCCGUCUUCAGAUAAGAGAGCACAAGGCAAAGAAUGGCAUGGCUUCUGUUCGAGAAUUGGUUGGAGUAUUGAAGUCACCAAAAAAGCAAUUUCAGCUUGCAGAAUUCAAGGAAAAUAAGUGGACCCUAAAAGACUCCAACUUGUCAAUUAGUCAUGGCACUGAUGGCAGUCUACUCGAUCUCAAAGGUUUCAACCAACUGAUCAAGCUCUAUCGAGGAAGGAAACUGGAAUACGAGCGCAAAUGCUGCAGCGCUCAUUCUGAGGAUGUUACAGCUGUUACUGCUGUAAAGUUCUGUGCUGAACAUCCAUAUGGCAAAGCUGUUGCCUUGCUAGACACUGAAUCUCAGCUUAUCAUGGUGAAUGAGGAUUGGUUCCUACUUCCAUGGAUCACGAUAUCAGUCCUGUUCAUGGACGCUGAUGACAAGGACAGCGUGAAACUUAUCGGUGGUGCCGUGGUUCAGAAGGAUGCAGUGUUUGGAUCUGACACUAGCAUGGUGCUAGACACACAGACCGUCGGAGCAGGGAGCUUGGCAACGGCUCCUGUACAAUGUGGCACUUGCAGCACGGCGUUCAGUGGUGACAAAGUCAUGACAGCCAGCAAGGCUGAACAUGCUAGCUCUGGUGCUUCUCGCACAGUCGUUGCAAGUGGUGAGAACGGCCACACUGAGUCUGCUGCUGGCUGUGGAAGCGGCUGUGGUGGCAACUGUGGACCCAUGGUGGCUGAGGACUCCAAGGCCGACAAUGCCAAGUCCGGAGGCUGUGGUUCCGGGUGUGGUGGUGUCUGCGGUGGCGGGGGAGGCUGUGGGACCAUGCUGAAGGCCAGCACCAUGGCCAGCGAGGGCCAGUCCAGGUCUGGAGGCUGCGGUGGUGGCUGUGGUUCCGGCUGUGGUGGUGGCUGUGGCAGCGGCAUGGUCAUCAAAGGCUCCAAGACCAACACCACCAAGUCCGGCGGCUGUGGCUCCGGCUGUGGUGGUGGUGGAUGUGGCACUCUGUUCAACGCUAGCACUGCUGCUGGCCAGGGCCUGCCCAAUAAGUCAGCUGGCUGCGGCUCUGGGUGCGGUGGCGGCGGCGGCUGUGGUAGCGGCAUGGCCACCGAAGGCUCGAAGACGGCCAGCCACGCUAAGUCUGGUGGCUGCGGCUCCAGCUGCGGAAGCGGUUGUGGAGGAGGCUGCGGCACCCUGUUCAGCUCCAGCACUGCUGCCGACCAAGGCCAGUCCAGAUCCGGCGGCGGCUGUGGCUCUGGCUGUGGCGGUGGAGGCUGCGGCAGUGGCAGCAUGGUCGCCGAAGGCUCCAACGGUAGGCACGCCAAGUCCGGAGGCUGUGGCUCUGGCUGUGGUGGCGGUUGUGGCGGCGGGGGUGGCUGCGGCACCAUAUUCAACGCGAGUACCAAGGCUGGCGCUGGCGAGGGCCAGACCUCCGGCGGCUGCAGCUCUGGCUGCGUCGGUGGAGGCUGUGGUGGCAGUUGCGGCACCGCGUUCAACGCAUGA
Molecule: messenger RNA, 2988 nt
Organism: Miscanthus lutarioriparius
Lineage: Eukaryota; Viridiplantae; Streptophyta; Magnoliopsida; Poales; Poaceae
Source: the annotation of a GenBank genome assembly